Molecule: messenger RNA, 1107 nt
Organism: Fusarium venenatum
Lineage: Eukaryota; Fungi; Ascomycota; Sordariomycetes; Hypocreales; Nectriaceae
Source: RefSeq, a predicted model, not a curated record
AUGGAGCUUGCAUUAACUUUCGGGGCCUUUGGUGACUUCAUUGCAAUCACUGUUCUGAUCAAGGACAUUAUCACCGCGCUUGACGACUCGCAUGGAUCAGGCAAGGAAUACCGAGAGCUAGUACAACAACUCAAUACUCUCAGACAGACACUAGACGCGGUACAAAAGUCGUUCGAGAAUCCACAUUUGACCCAUUCCCUAGAGGGUAUCUCAGGAAUUAUGCUUGACACAGUGGCCCAGACCAAGAAAUGUUUGGUUAGCUUGCUGGAUCAGAUUAAAAAGUAUGAGCCAACCUUGGCGGCCACUUUUUUGGUGAAGAAGACUUCGUUGAACGGCAUUCGGGGGAGGGUUCAGUGGAAGUUGAAUAAGAAAGAUAUCGACAGAUUCCGUACCGAGUUGGCAGUGCAUACCGGGGCACUCAAAUUGGUUUUAGAGUUGGCCGCAAUAAAGCAAUCUGCUGCCGAGGGUCGUACAGCCGCCUUGGUUCGUCAAUCAGAGGCAUCGUUGGAAAGAUUCCUCGACUGUGUUGGUCGAAGCAUAAUUUCUAAGUUGGACAUCAUUUACAGCUUAGGUGCACAACUCAGGAUUUCAACAUGUCAAAUUGCCUCUAUGAUAUACAGCAUCGCAGGGGAUCUGAACAACAUCAAGGAUAUCUGCAUGCGCCUCGAUAGAGGACCAAGCGAUGAACAUUUCAUCCUAGAAGAUAUCACUGGAAGGGUCUUUCCCAUCCAUCUGAAAACUAUCACUUCUUGGGAGAUCCUCCAAUUCAUACUGAGCGAGCGGUUCAAAGGGAAGAAAGGUGCCCGUCGGGUUCAGCACAAACGUUACACACUACGGGAGAACAAGACCCAGAGAUUGAUCAAUAGGUCUAUACCGUGGGAUAGCGCUUUUUUACCAUAUCAAAAAGUCAACAUGAGCUUGAUGUGUAAUGAUCAAAACCUCAACCUGAGCUUGAGUAAUGAAGCUGAGAGUAACUGUACAUGCGUCAGGGGAGCUUUAAACCGUCCUUUCUGCAAAACGUCUUUGGACGGUGUCGUUCCUCUUGGGGUCGAGACGGAAUGGGAAGUCUACUUGCAUUCUUCUCUUAUAAGACAGUUGACUAACUGA